Dracunculus medinensis (Guinea worm) is the source of this 918-nucleotide messenger RNA. The record is from the annotation of a GenBank genome assembly. NCBI's taxonomy places the organism in Eukaryota, Metazoa, Nematoda, Chromadorea, Rhabditida, Dracunculidae.
AUGCAACUGUCGCCUUUAUCAUCAUCAAAAGAAUGUGAUUGUUUUAGCGAACUUUUGAAAAGGAUCUCCAAUUUGCGAAGAACUCAGAUAACUUUUGAAGGAGAUUUAUCGAUAGUGAACAAUCAAGAGGAAAAAUGGUGUAAUUUAUUUACAAAUUUUAUUUCGGGUAAAAGAUAUUGUACAUUUAAAUCAUGUACAAUUCGUAAUGAUGAUGAUAUGCUUUGGUAUGUACCAUAUCAGCGAUUUAACCAAAACUUUACCGUUGACUUGAAUAAUACGCGGCUGCUUGUAUUUAGACGUCAAAGUCCAAAACAGCCAAUUGUUGGUGAUCGAAAUAUUAAUUGGGAAGAAACAGUAUGCCUUAAUUUAAUUCUGCAGCAGCUUGAUUUUCAUGUAACCUGUGCUGUUUGUACAAAAACAAGUCCUCAAAAUUUGCAGAUUCUUCGCAAGAAUUUUCAACGUGUUUAUCCUUCUCCGAGUAGAAGAAGAAUGGAUGAUAAAGGCGAAAAAGAAGAAAUCACUUUUCCAAAAAUAUAUUUCGCCAUUGAUGAUUUUGAACAGAUGAGUAGAUUUUUUUCUUCGUUUCUAGCAUUUAGCGAUAUGGUAAUAAGAGAUGGUGAGUGCGUUUGUGUUGAACUCGUUGCUAAAGACCGAUACAAGCAUCGAGAAGCAGUUGUAUUUUUAGGUUCGAUAAGAUAUGAAGUAAUCAAACAAGUAUAUGAUUCACGAGCAUCAUCUAAAUGGCAGUGGGCCAACAAAUUUAUUGCAAAAUCCCAUCGUCGUUUCGAAUUUGUUCGAAUGCGAGGUCCCCAUGGAAAAGGAUAUGCUGAAAUGGCCGUUGCUCGAGUAUUGAACUGUGGUUUCGAAACGCCACUUGUAGAACAAGAAAUUAAUUACAAUGUAUGUUCUAAAUUAUAA